AUGGCGUACAAAUCAGAUGACAAGGUCGUCAUCGCUGCUGAAGAGCAUGCAGAAGAGCGAGCGCCGUACGCUGCCGUGACUCGUCAGCCACAAGGCAAAUAUACCAUCAGCUCGCCGGAGGGCAAGUCAAAGAUUCCCGCCAUUCUCAUGGUCACCUUUGCUGCCUUUGGCGGUCUCCUCUUUGGGUAUGAUACCGGCUACAUCUCAGGCGUCAAGGCUAUGCCCUUUUGGCUCCAAUCGUUCGGAUCGCGCGAUGCAUCCGCACCCUCGGGUUACAGCAUCACUACUGGCCAAGACUCGCUCGUCACAUCCAUUCUCUCCGUUGGGACGUUCUUCGGCGCUCUGAUCGCCUAUCCUCUGGGAGAUCGACUUGGUCGCAAGCUCGGUCUGCAGACUGCCUGCGCUGUCUUUUCAUCCGGUGUGGCGAUGCAGACUGCUUCGAACAGUAUCCCACUGUUCGUCAUCGGUCGCAUCUGUGCCGGCCUGGGCGUCGGCAUGAUCUCUUGUCUCGUGCCCAUGUACCAAAGCGAGUGUUCGCCCAAAUGGAUCCGUGGCGGCGUUGUGGCUUGCUACCAGUGGGCCAUCACGAUUGGCCUUCUACUCGCCGCCAUCGUCGUGAAUGCAACCAAGGACAUCAACAACAAGAGCUGCUACCAGAUCCCCAUCGGUCUCCAGUUCGUCUGGGCUGUCGUUCUAGCCGGCGGAAUGGCACUCUUGCCCGAAUCGCCUCGCUACCUGAUCAUGAAGGGCCGCAACGAAGAAGCUCGCCAGUCUCUCGGUCGUGUCCUCACCGCAGACGCAGACAGCACCGAGGUCAGUGAAGAGUUCGACGACAUUGCGACUGCUCUCCAGCACGAACGAGAAAUCGGUGCCACAUCCUAUCUCGAUUGCUUUCGAUCUGGUGAAGGUCGCAACGCGCUCCGAACGUUGACCGGCAUCUUCCUCCAGGCGAUGCAACAGCUCACCGGUAUCAACUUUAUCUUCUACUACGGCACUACCUUCUUCCAGCGCUCGGGUAUCAGCAAUCCGUUCCUCAUCACGAUCGCUACCAACGUUGUCAAUGUCGGCAUGACCGUUCCUGGCAUCAUGCUCGUCGACAGACUCGGUCGUCGGUGGAUGCUCAUCUACGGAGCUAUCGGCAUGUGCAUCUGCGAAUAUCUCGUCGCCAUCAUCGGUGUCACCAUCUCGACUUCAAACCAAGCCGGUCAAAAAGUCCUCGUCGCCUUUGUCUGUAUCUACAUUGCUCAUUUCGCUGCAACAUGGGGUCCGCUUGCGUGGGUCGUCUGUGGCGAAAUCUUUCCUCUUGCUAUCCGCGCAAAGGCCAUGUCCAUGUCGACCGCGUCGAACUGGUUCUGGAACUUCAUCAUCGGGUACAUGACACCUUAUCUCGUCGACGCUGGACCAGGUCAUGCUGCGCUCGGGAGCAAGGUCUUCUUCAUCUGGGGCACAACUUGCUUCGGCUCAGCAGUGUUUGCCUAUUGCCUCAUACCCGUCCGUGUUCGCGCGUUAUCAUAG
This is a messenger RNA of Mixia osmundae IAM 14324, 1515 nucleotides long. RefSeq lists its product as uncharacterized. The record is from RefSeq and is a predicted model, not a curated record. Gene Ontology annotation, molecular function: carbohydrate:proton symporter activity. Lineage: Eukaryota; Fungi; Basidiomycota; Mixiomycetes; Mixiales; Mixiaceae. Gene Ontology annotation, cellular component: membrane. Bases 1 to 1515 code for a protein of 504 amino acids. The transcript has 4 exons. Gene Ontology annotation, biological process: transmembrane transport; carbohydrate transport.